GUUUUACUUUUAUCGGUUAAGGGGAUUCUGAGAGAGGACCAGGAGUAUUCUCUGGCUCAAGAAAUGAAGAAAUCCUGCUACACAAAAGAUGGAUACAUAUAUCAAUUACAAGCAAGACAAAUGAAAUCAGACUUGCAGAAUCGAGUGCAAAAGCAAGAGAUCGGCCACACAAUACCAGGAGAGGGAGUAGGAAAGGUUCUCAUGCUCGUCGGUGCCACUGGGGCAGGAAAGAGUACCCUCAUCCACGGAAUGGUGAAUUACGCAUACGGGGUCAAGUGGAACGACGAUUUCCGCUUCAAGUUGACUGGAGAAGAUGAUAGAAUAGUGAAGUCCGAAGUCCACAGUCAGACCAACUGGAUCUCAGCCUACGUCCUAACAAAACAAAAAGGAAUGGCUUUUCCCUACACCUUGACAGUCAUCGAUACUCCAGGAUUUGGCAAUACUGAAGGGAUAAAAAAAGAUGAUGAAGUGAAAAAUCUGAUUCUUGAGUUUUUCUCUCACGACGGACACUUUGGAAUAGAUCAACUUCACGGCAUUGGAUUCGUUGUCCCAGCGUCCGGAGUGAGGCUCACACCCAUGCAGGCGUAUAUAUUUGACUGUGUAAUGUCUGUGUUUGGAAACGAUGUCAAGGAAAUCAUUUUCCUGUUGGCCACAUUUGCUGACAACACAGCGCCACCUGUACUAAAUGCAGUAAAGGAAGCAAAGAUGCCAUGCCGACAAAUGUUCAAAUUCAACAACUCUGCUUUGUUCGUCAACUCCAAGGAUAUUGAAACCAAGGAGUUUGAUCAUGCCUACUGGAAAAUGGGCACUAAGAGCUUUUCAGAUUUUUUUAAAAGCUUUCAAGAGACUGAACCGGUGAGUCUAACACUGACAAAGGAAGUUUUGCGAGAGAGGCGACAGUUGCAGGUAGCAUUCCAGGACCUCAAAUUACAACUAGAUGCAGCAUUGGAGCGACUUGACACUUUGAGAGAUGUUCAUGCAGCAGUGAGACAACAUGGAGGACAGCAAUUCCAAGCAAAUGCAAGCGAUUUGUCCUCGGAAACUUCAGAAACGGAAGCAGACGAUGAGGACGAUGAAGCUAGAGGUAGAUAUUUGCAUACAAAUCCAAAGAUUUCCGCGAAUGAUAAACGCCUCCUGAAGAGGUUGGCAAAAGAUUUCAACCGCGAGAUGGAAAAAGUUCACCAGCUGACCAAGAUAUACCAUGAAAGAUUGUAUAGGCUGGAUCAAAUUGCACUGAAACCUGACCCUCUGGGAGUUUCGGAAUUAGUCGACAAGCUGAUUCAGGAGGAAAGGUUUGAGAAACGACUUGGGUUUAAUCAGAGAAUCCAAUAUCUUCAAGAGGCUCAAACUAAAGCUGAUUUCGUAAAUUUUUUACAAGAAUUCGAUCCAUCAAAGCCAUACGAAGAGAUUGAUAUGACUGACUUUGAUCAAGCCCAUCGAAACAUAGAAUCACCCAAUGCCCUCAUCCAAAAGCUCCAAAGUCUGUAUGGUCGGGGAAAUGUACCAUAG
Messenger RNA from Darwinula stevensoni, 1509 nucleotides. NCBI's taxonomy places the organism in Eukaryota, Metazoa, Arthropoda, Ostracoda, Podocopida, Darwinulidae. The record is from the annotation of a GenBank genome assembly.